UAUAUAUGUACUGCACCUGACACCAGAGCUCUGCACUCACUUCAGCCUACAGAAACAACAAAAGGAAGUUGUCGGCAAACUUCUUUUUAACUGUUGUUUCGCUGUUCUCCGCCGCUCGCCGUGAAAGUGACAUUCUAGUGAUCUUCGAGGAGGCUGUGGCGACGACUGCUUUUUUUCUUUCUCACCUCUCACAAUGCAGCGCCGCGGCGGCUCCAGCCAGCUCUUGUGUUUCUUCCUCCUGCAGGUGUUCUUUAAGUGUUUAACUGUCUCCGGCCAAGUUUCCCACCGCGUAACCGACCUGCAUUGGCAUCCGGCUACUGCCACUUGGUACGGUAGCCCCGACGGCGAUGGUAGUGACGGAGGGGCAUGUGGGUACGGUUCCCUAGUGGACGUGAAGCCACUGAGGGCCAGAGUUGGUGCAGUAAGCCCAAUACUGUUCAAGAACGGAGAAGGGUGCGGCGCAUGUUACAAAGUGAAAUGCCUAGACAAGAGCAUAUGCUCGAGAAGGGCAGUGACCAUAAUUGUAACGGAUGAGUGCCCAGGUGGCUACUGCUCCAAUGGACGCAUCCACUUUGACCUCAGCGGUGCAGCCUUUGGUCGCAUGGCUAUUGCAGGUGAGAGUGGCCUGCUCAGGAACCAAGGCGAGAUCCCUGUCAUUUUUCGCCGGACCCCAUGUAAAUAUCGAGGGAAGAACAUUGCCUUCCAUGUUAAUGAAGGUUCAACAGAUUAUUGGCUAGCCCUUCUAGUGGAGUUUGAGGAUGGUGACGGUGACGUUGGAUCUAUGCAUAUAAGAGAAGCAGGUGGCAGUGAGUGGCUAGAGAUGAAUCAUCUAUGGGGUGCAAAUUGGUGUAUUACUAGGGGACCCUUAAAAGGGCCAUUCUCAGUGAAGCUAACAACGCUUUCAACAGGAAGAGAACUUUCUGCUACAGAUGUUAUUCCAAGAAAUUGGUCUCCAAAGGCCACUUACACCUCUCGCCUCAAUUUCUUAUCGUAAUUCAUAUGACAAGGCUCUGUUUCCUCUUUCUCUGAAACUGGCUUUAAGAGAAACAAGAAACAAGGAACAAGGAACCAAACGCUCCCCUUGUUCCCUUGACGCAAAAGUGUCUAACGUUUAGUGUUUCUUUUCUUUUCUUUUCUUUUCUUUUUCUUCUCUUAUUUUUCCAUCCUUUUUUUAGAAGAAAGGUGGCCAUUGGAUUGCAUAAUGUUCGGCAUCCAAUGCUUUUCCUUUUUUUCUUUUCUUUUCUUUAUUUUUCCUCCUGUUUUUUCAACUUUAAUUGCUAUGUCUUUGCAAGUGUUUGUAGAGAGGUAGCCCUCUCCAAAGGAGAGAGAGCGUAUAGUGUAUUUGUAUUUGUAUUUGUAUUUGUAUUUGUAAUGUUUUGGGUAUGUGGGCCCUGUUGGUUUUCAAUUAAUUUGCACUUUUGAGUGGCAA
This is a messenger RNA of Hevea brasiliensis (rubber tree), 1429 nucleotides long. Its product is annotated as expansin-B3. Lineage: Eukaryota; Viridiplantae; Streptophyta; Magnoliopsida; Malpighiales; Euphorbiaceae. The transcript has 4 exons. Bases 194 to 994 code for a protein of 266 amino acids. Gene Ontology annotation, biological process: sexual reproduction. Gene Ontology annotation, cellular component: plasmodesma; extracellular region. The record is from RefSeq and is a predicted model, not a curated record.